Spodoptera littoralis (African cotton leafworm) is the source of this 1020-nucleotide messenger RNA. The record is from the annotation of a GenBank genome assembly. NCBI's taxonomy places the organism in Eukaryota, Metazoa, Arthropoda, Insecta, Lepidoptera, Noctuidae.
AUGAUUGAACAAGCCCUUGAUGAUAAUUUAUCAGAUAACGACGAAGAAGAGAGUUUUUUUCAAGAUGUAGAUAUACUACAAAAGCAUGGAAUUAAUGUAGCCGACAUAAAAAAACUGAAAGCAGCUGGUAUUUGUACAAUAAAAGGGAUACAGAUGUCGACAAAGAAAAAGUUAUGCAAUAUUAAAGGAUUUUCGGAUACUAAAGUUGAGAAAAUAAAAGAAGCAUGUCAGAAAGUUGCUACACUUGGUUUUAUGACGGCAUUAGAAGUUAGUGAUCGUCGAAAACAAGUUUUUAAAAUCAGUACAGGAAGUUCAGAACUGGACAAAUUACUGGCCGGUGGUGUAGAAUCAAUGGCCAUUACUGAAGUAUUUGGUGAGUUUCGAACAGGGAAGACGCAAUUAUCUCAUACUCUUUGUGUCACCACCCAAAUUCCAAAUGCGACGGGCUACCAUGGCGGGAAGGUCAUGUUCCUGGACACAGAACAUACUUUCCGGCCUGACCGACUUCGGCCAAUUGCAGACAGAUUCAAUUUAGACCAAAGCGCAGUCCUAGAUAACGUUCUGUAUGCGAGAGCGUACACUUCAGAACAUCAGGCGGAACUGUUAGACUACGUGGCAGCCAAGUUUCACGAGGAAGCUGGAGUGUUCAAGCUUCUGAUAAUAGACUCUAUUAUGGCCUUAUUUAGAGUCGACUUCUCCGGACGUGGCGAGUUGGCUGACAGACAACAAAAAUUAGCACAAGUUCUCUCACGGCUACAAAAGAUAUCAGAAGAAUAUAAUGUCGCUGUAUUUAUAACAAAUCAGAUGACAGCCGAUCCGGGGGCCACAUUGUCUUUUCAAGUGGAUCCUAAGAAACCAAUCGGAGGGAACAUUCUCGCUCACGCUUCCACCACCAGGAUAUCUUUGAGGAAGGGCCGUGGGGAGAAUAGAAUCGCUAAAAUAUACGAUUCUCCAGACUUGCCUGAAAGUGAAGCAACAUUUGCGAUUACCAACGGAGGUGUGGCCGAUGCUAAAGAUUAA